Messenger RNA from Tigriopus californicus, 903 nucleotides. RefSeq lists its product as uncharacterized. The transcript has 2 exons. The record is from RefSeq and is a predicted model, not a curated record. NCBI's taxonomy places the organism in Eukaryota, Metazoa, Arthropoda, Copepoda, Harpacticoida, Harpacticidae. The coding region runs from base 52 to 831 and encodes 259 amino acids.
AUUGUCUUUCAAAGCGUGUCUUUCGGUGGCCGACAUUCCGAUCAAGAGAUAAUGCGACUUGACAUCGGGCUCGUCUUAAUCGUCGCUUCACUAGCGUUAUUGGAAGUUCUACCAGUACUUGGGAAUCGGAUAAAUGAGCCCUUGAAAGGGUCUCGUUCCAUUGAAGAAGCGGUCAACGCAACCGCCAGCAAUCGUCGGGCAUUUCGAGAUGUCCUUUUGGAAAACACCACUCGGCGAGUGUUUGACAAUUUGAUGGACCAGGCUCGUCAGGGGAAAAUGGAGAUAUUUCCCGACCCCAUCGGUCUGGCGGAUAUCGUAAAUCUACACGAAUCGAGCUCGCUCUUCGAUAUCUCGCUCUCGGCCACUCGAAUCAAUGCCUAUGGAUUGCGUAACCUCCAAUUGACGUAUUUGCGAGUUAUUAGACACUUUGGUUUGAAAGAUAUCAAAGUUUUUGUUCGCGUUCAAACCAAUCUCGUCCUCCGUGGACGCUAUAACGUGACCGGGUCAGCCUUGUUCGUGAUACCCGUCGAUGGGGCGGGCAAUUUUACCAUUACUAUUGGUGGCCUUACAGCUUCCAGUGUUUUAUGUCUGACCGUGGGGAAGGACUCAACGCGUGAUGGGAAGGAAUUUACGGUUAAGGAUCUGGAGCUGAGUUUGAGCCACGAGUCGAUUUCUUUCGAUUUCGAAAACUUGAUGGGUGGAGGGGCGUGGGGGUCGGCGGCUAAUUCUGUUGUCAAUUCGAUGGGCGAGGUGAUCAUGGACAAUCAGAGAAAGGCUCUUACCUCCGUCCUCAAGCGCGAUUUCAGACAACUCAUUAACACUUUUCUCUGAUUUAUGAUUCUGUCAACGUUUUAGAAAGAUGUCCAUCCUACUUGGUGUAUUAUUAAAUGGUUUCAAUCAAAA